AUGACUGUUUCUGCGGAACUUCCAGAACCACAUGCACUCCUAACCAAUAGGCAAAUCGAUUCGUCAUUGACUGAUCGUAUUUCCAGAUUUCGAGAGAUCCCUCUUGCUGAACUCAUGGAACUGAAGCGUAAUGUUGAGAGUGAGUUGGAUAAACUCUAUACGACGUUACACGACCAAGGUAUUGGAAUGGACACACCAUUGAUAACACCAAAUGGGUUUCCCAGGGCAGAUAUCGAUGUUCUGGAGGUAAGACUAGUGAGGCGGAAUAUCAACAUGCUGAAAAACGACUUAAACAACCUUAUGGAGAGGCUACAUGCAUUACUCAAUGCGCACUUCAGUAAUGAUCAAAACGCUGCCGGAGGAUCCCAGUUACGAGAAGACGCCAUGGAUAUCGAUUACACUGUUCCCUUUGCAUUGAUAACAGAGAUUGCUCCCAACGGGCCCGUUCAUCUUGCAGGGAUUAAUAACGGGGAUAAACUCAUCUCUUGUGGUGUUAUACACGCUGCCAAUCACAGUAGGUUGAAAAAUCUACAAAACGAGGUGAUCAAUAACGAGAAUAAGACGUUGAAAAUCAGAAUACUGUCGACGAACCAGCAGAUCAUGGAUUUGCAACUGACUCCUACUCGAAAUUGGAAUGGGAGGGGAUUGUUAGGCUGCCGAUUACAAGAAUUGUAG
Messenger RNA from Huiozyma naganishii CBS 8797, 675 nucleotides. RefSeq names its product Nas2p (gene NAS2). The coding region runs from base 1 to 675 and encodes 224 amino acids. Lineage: Eukaryota; Fungi; Ascomycota; Saccharomycetes; Saccharomycetales; Saccharomycetaceae. Gene Ontology annotation, biological process: proteasome regulatory particle assembly. Gene Ontology annotation, molecular function: protein binding. Gene Ontology annotation, cellular component: cytoplasm; nucleus. The record is from RefSeq and is a predicted model, not a curated record. The transcript has a single exon.